Messenger RNA from Guyanagaster necrorhizus, 876 nucleotides. RefSeq lists its product as uncharacterized. The coding region runs from base 177 to 767 and encodes 196 amino acids. NCBI's taxonomy places the organism in Eukaryota, Fungi, Basidiomycota, Agaricomycetes, Agaricales, Physalacriaceae. The transcript has 3 exons. The record is from RefSeq and is a predicted model, not a curated record.
CGCGACGUUUCUCUCUUUGGCUUUGUCUAAUGGCAUUGUUCGAAGGGCUAACAAAGCCAACAAAGACUAUGCACGACUAGAUAUAAAGAUGGAAAUGGCAUCCCCAGGUUCUAUAACGCCUUCUGCUAAGCUCUCCUCACUACCUGUCUCUAAAGUUCUCGUGCGUCUCCAUCCCAAUGUUCACCAAUCCCCUCCACCCUACUAUCCUUAAUUCCAACCGGUCUGUAUUCUCUGCUCUGGGACCUGCAAUCAUCGGGACAUCUGACUCUUCCUUGCCUCGAAACUGGAAAUGCCUGCCGCAAGUCCCAAUCUCUCAGUGCGAGGCUCUCGUAUGCCGUCAUCCCCAAUCCCCUAUCAUAUUCGAGAUGCGUGGCGUUAAGCAAAAGGGAAUUUCAGUGCAAGACUUGAUUACCAGAGGUCCCGCCGAAAUACCGCGGAUGCUUGUUGGAGGAAACGCUAUAUACCUCCGAGGUGGCAUGAAACAGAUGUAUAUCCGUUUUCAGUGGCUCGGAUAUGAGCACCUCAAUUUUUUUACCGAGAUCAAGGUCGAUCCCAGUCAGGGUAUACCCCUCGCUGUUCUUGCUCAAGAAUUGGGUAGAAAAAUCAACAGCUUUUAUUCUGUGGCCCAGUACUCGUUUUGCUCCAAUGAACAAUGGCGCAUGGGCGCUCGCAACAUCCGUCUCGAACAGUUAAUCCUCCUUUCGAUGUGGAACACGCACGAGAACUGGUGGCAGGCAGAAAUCGCCAUAGCCUUUCCCGGUUACUGAUAUCAACUCUCAGCCAUUGGACCUUUUCGCUUCUCGCAUAUUUUAUUCUUCGGCAUCUAGACACCAUAUACACCGGUGGCAUACACUGUAUCAUUUGCAUCUGUCCUCC